GCCGACCGACCGACCCCUAACUGCAGGAGGAAGCAUCACUAUUCUAUUCCUCGUUCUAACGGCAACCGAGACACAACCGGCAAGCGCGCCAGAUGUGCAAGUCCGAAUGUGUGACUCUAUUCAUCUCCUCUCUUAACCUAGACUAGCCUAUAUCUAUAUAAGAUAAAUUCAGUUUAAUUUCAACAAGUCAUUUUUUUUGAAAGAUAAAAAAAAAAAAAAAAAGGCUUUCUUUCAACGACGGGGAAAGCAGAACAGAAGAGGGUUAUCUUAUUUAAUAGCGACGCAUCAUCAUCUACCGUGUUUUCUCUCUAAGCUCGACUCGAACGCCUGAACGUGAGUUCCGUUGCAUCCAGAACGUUGUCCGCUGAAUGAAGAAUCCUCGCCACCCUGCUGUGCUGCACAUCUGUCCUGGGUUUAUAACGGACCGUUCUGACUUCUGCAGCCGUAUUCUUCUCGACUGGACUGAUAAACAUUCGUCAUUCUAACAUUGAUUGGAGUGGACUGGAAAUACAUUUUUAUUUUUUUUAUUUUUUUUUUGCCCUCACGCCAUCGUAACGCAUGGUGGGGAAUUUUUGUAUCUUUUCAGUAUCACACUGAGAAGUGUUCCACUAUGCCCGACUCACCUGCGGAUGUGAAAGCACAAUCCAGGUUAACUCCAUCCAUCAUGCCUCCUCCUCCUCCAACCACCCAGGGAGCCCCUCGAACCAGCUCCUUCACACCUACUACAUUAACCAACGGCAACAACAGCCACUCUCCCACGGCGUUGAACGGAGCGCCUUCGCCACCGAAUGGCUUCAGCAACGGCCCUAGCUCCUCCUGCUCUUCCUCGCUGGCCAAUAAGCAACUCCCUCCGGCGUGUGGCGCCAGGCAGCUUAGCAAGCUGAAACGUUUCCUCACCACGCUGCAGCAGUUCGGCAACGACAUCUCGCCUGAGAUCGGAGAACGCGUCCGUACGCUGGUGCUGGGGCUGGUGAAUUCAACGUUAACCAUAGAGGAAUUCCACUCCAAGUUACAAGAAGCGACCAACUUCCCUCUCCGCCCUUUUGUCAUCCCGUUCCUGAAGGCCAACCUGCCUCUAUUACAGCGGGAGCUGCUGCACUGUGCCCGUCUGGCCAAGCAGAACCCAGCUCAGUACCUGGCCCAACACGAACAGCUACUCCUCGACACCUGCUCCACCACCUCCCCCGUCGACUCCUCAGAACUACUCCUCGACCACAACGACAACGGCAAGAGGAGAACACCUGACAGAACCAAAGAGAACGGCUUUGACAGGGAUGGUCCCCUGCAGCUGGAGACCUCCAGUAAGAGACCCUGUACGAUCAGCCCGGCAGGCCAACGGUUCAGCCCCUCCAACGGUCCCCUCCACUACCAAUCUAACGGCCUGGCCCAUGGACACCCCACGCCUCCCCCACAGCACUACCGGAUGGACGACAUGGCCAUCACACACCAUUACAGAGACUCACCACACUACCGCCACCCCAACCACAACCACCGCGAGCUCAGGGAGAGACCACGGCCACUGGGGAUGCACGGGGCUCGUGAGGAAGAGGUGAUUGACCAUCGGUUGACAGACAGAGAAUGGGGGGAGGAAUGGAAGCACCUUGACCAUGUAAGAAAAUACCUUCCCCCUCCUCAGCUGCUGAACUGCAUCAUGGACAUGGUAGAGAAGACGAGGCGUUCUCUCACCGUGCUGCGGCGCUGCCAGGAGGCAGACAGGGAGGAGCUUAACUACUGGAUCAGACGAUACAGCGACGCGGAGGACCUGAAGAAAGGAGUCAGCAGGACCCAGAGCAGACAGCAGAGUCCUACAGGACAAGAUAACUACACUACAGAGAUUCUCAACAGAUCAGUGACGACCGGAUACGUACCUGAAGAGAUCUGGAAGAAAGCUGAAGAGGCUGUGAACGAGGUGAAGCGCCAGGCCAUGUCAGAGCUCCAGAAGGCGGUUUCAGAGGCGGAGAGGAAGGCCCAUCAGAUGAUCAGCACGGAGCGGUCCAAGAUGGAGCGGACUGUGGCAGAGGCCAAGAGACAGGCAGCGGAGGACGCACUGACUGUCAUCAACCAGCAGGAGGACUCCAGUGAGAGUUGUUGGAACUGCGGGCGGAAGGCGAGCGAGACCUGCAGCGGCUGCAACACGGCUCGCUACUGCGGCUCCUUCUGCCAGCACAAGGACUGGGAGAAACACCACCACGUGUGUGGCCAGUCCCUCCAGUCCUCCAAAGCAGCCCAGCAGCAGGGUCAGGAUACAGAGACUUCCGCUCCCAUCAGCUCCUCCACUACGCCCUCUAGCGGAGGAGGCAGCCCAGCCGGAACCCCGCCCAUCGCCACACCCUGCUCCGGCACCCCAGGAACCCCCUCUACGCUGGAAACCACGCCGCACUAAACCGGAGAGCCACCUCGGGGAGCCGCCUCAGGGAGCCGCCUCGGGGAGCCGCCUCGGGGAGCCGCCUCGGAAACUCCCAGUAGCACAACAUGACUGGCUCACUUGAUGCUAAAUGCUAAGGCGCUAACGCUACUACGAGAGAUGUAGAUUUAUCUUGGAUUAGUGGUGGUUCCCCACAACACAGGAGGUUUAUACAUGUAGAUCAGUCACAUUGACUUGCCAUGAUUACUAACAAAGAACACACACAUUUUUUUUUUUUGUUUUAAUUAUUAUUAUUAUUAUUGUUGUUGUUGUUAUCAAUGCCCUUAUUGUUACUAUCGUUAUUAGCGUCCGUUGUCGUCCGUUUGUUGUUAUUGUUGUUGUUGUUGUUUAUUGUUAUUCUUUCAUGUAAAUAUGAACAUAGAAAGUGAGUGGAUAACAGCAUUGAAACUCCACACAAAUACAUCUGACAUCCCCUUUGUUAAGUUGUGUUUUGUAAAUGCUUUGUUCUUUUCCUCUAUUACCUGGGAUAUAUGAUAUAAAACCAGUUGACCUCAUUUAGACACUUUACCAAACAACAUACCAAUAUGGAAUAUUACAACACAAACACUGUGGGAAAAGCUGAAGCCAACUCUUUUAUUAUGGGAAGACCACAAAUACAAAGAACAGACAGACAGACAGGCAGACAGACAGACAGACAGGCAGACAGGCAGGCAGGCAGGCAGGCAGGCAGACAGACAGACAGACAGACAGACAGACAGACAGACAGGCAGACAGACAGACAGACAGACAGACAGACAGGUGGAUGGUAUCCAUGGGUUACAGACAGAGGGACUGUAGUUGCCAGCAGCAAGGUGUAGAUGUGGAGCAGACUGUAUAGGAACCACAGCUGUUCUUCUAGACUAGAAAUAAUAUCCAGGUCAGUGGACGGACCAACACAAAGAGGUCUCCCUCCCUGAGGGAUGGAGGGACGGAUGGAACCAUACGAAUUACCAACCCUGGAUACCAAGACAUGACUAAUACCUGGCCCCUGGAUACCAAGAUAUAUUACCUGGCCCCUGGAUACCAAGAUAUAUUACCUGGCCCCUGGAUACCAAGACAUAUUACCUGGCCCCUGGAUACCAAGAUAUAUUACCUGGCCCCUGGAUACCAAGAUAUAUUUCCUGGCCCCUGGAUACCAAGAUAUAUUACCUGGACCCUGGAUACCAAGAUAUAUUACCUGGCCCCUGGAUACCAAGACAUAUUACCUGGCCCCUGGAUACCAAGAUAUAUUACCUGGCCCCUGGAUACCAAGAUAUAUUACCUAGCCCCUGGAUACCAAGAUAUAUUACCUGGCCCCUGGAUACCAAGAUAUAUUACCUGGCCCCUGGCUACCAAGAUAUAUUACCUAGCCCCUGGAUACCAAGAUAUAUUACCUGGACCCUGGAUACCAAGAUAUAUUACCUGGCCCCUGGAUACCAAGAUAUAUUACCUGGCCCCUGGAUACCAAGAUAUAUUACCUGGACCCUGGAUACCAAGACAUAUUACCUGGCCCCUGGAUACCAAGAUAUAUUACCUGGACCCUGGAUACCAAGAUAUAUUACCUGGCCCCUGGAUACCAAGACAUAUUACCUGGCCCCUGGAUACCAAGAUAUAUUACCUGGCCCCUGGAUACCAAGAUAUAUUACCUGGCCCCUGGAUACCAAGACAUAUUACCUGGCCCCUGGAUACCAAGAUAUAUUACCUGGACCCUGGAUACCAAGACAUGACUAUUACCUGGCCCCUGGAUACCAAGAUAUAUUACCUGGCCCCUGGAUACCAAGAUAUAUUACCUGGCCCCUGGAUACCAAUAUAUAUUACCUGGCCCCUGGAUACCAAGACAUGACUAUUACCUGGCCCCUGGAUACCAAGACAUAUUACCUGACUGUAGUACAUGGAAAGAAGGACUCUGUCUGAAGUACGUUACACCUGCACUUCCUAUCUUUCUGUUCCAAACCAGGAAGUGAACAGAAUGUGAGGUUAUUAACCUGCACAGGAGCUCAUCAGUAUGACAACCACUGGGAAACAAAGGGCUGAAGAGAUUACCUAUGAAUCAGUGAGAGAAAACAUUUGUACACUCUGAGCUCAACUUUACUCUCUUUCUCUGCCCUGCCCAUCUCCUCCAUUUACCCUGAACCAACUCUACUCUCUCUCCCUGCCCUGCCCAUCUACCCUGAACCAACUCUACUCUCUCUCCCUGCCCUGCCCAUCUACCCUGAACCAACUCUACU
Messenger RNA from Salmo salar (Atlantic salmon), 4611 nucleotides. Lineage: Eukaryota; Metazoa; Chordata; Actinopteri; Salmoniformes; Salmonidae. The record is from RefSeq and is a predicted model, not a curated record.